AUGCUUGAUCCGAAAGAAAGUAUGGUUUUACCAAAUUGAUUCAUAUGUUGAAGAGUGCAUUAAAAAGUGCUUACCUUGCCAAUCAGUCACUCGACCAAAACCCCUGCACCACUGAAAUUGAUUCAGAUCCCAAAGCAUUUAUGGGAUACCGUUUAUGUAGAUUUUCUCGGCCCAUUUCCAAGUGGAGAAUUACUUCUUGUGGUAAUUGAUGGUCAACACGUUUCCCUGAUGUAGAAAUUGUUAAGAGUACAUCUACAAGUUCUACCAUCCCUCGACUGGAUAGGAUUUUUUCAACACAUGGUUUACCAAAGAAAAUUAUCACUGACAACGGCCCACCUUUUACAAGCUAUGAGAUUCAGAAGUUUAUGAAUGAUAAUAAAGUCCAUCAUCGUAUGAUAACACCACUCUGGCCUGAAGGCAAUGCAGAGGCUGAGAACUUCAUGAAACCUUGGAAGAAAUGUAUCCAAGCUGAUCAUGUUGAUCAUAAAAACUGGCGCAAAGAAAUUAUCAAUUCUUAUUAA
Molecule: messenger RNA, 521 nt
Organism: Paramuricea clavata
Lineage: Eukaryota; Metazoa; Cnidaria; Anthozoa; Malacalcyonacea; Plexauridae
Source: the annotation of a GenBank genome assembly